UCUAAUCAUGAACUAACUAGGCUUAAAAGAUUCAUCUCGUGAUGUACAAUUAAACUGUGCAAUUAGUUAUUUUUUUACCUACAUUUACUGCUCCAUGCAUGUGUCCCAAAAUUGAUGUGAUGGAGAGAGAGUGUAAAAAUUUGGAAUUUGGAAGCGAUCUAAACAGGACCCUAGUUUAUAUUCAAACCAAAUGUCCCUUUUGCCCACGCAUAAGCUGGGUUUCCUUUUAAAGCCCCCGUACCAUCGCCGCCGACUCGGCGACCAUCCCUACCUCCGCCGAGAAGACAGGCACCAUGAAUCCACCGCACCCAGGACCCGGCCUUCCGCGCCGCCACCACCACCUGCUCCACCUCCACCUUGACCCCCGCCAUCACCACCAUGUCCACAUCCACCUCUGCCACCACCACCACCACGGCGCCCACUUGCUCGCUCCCACGCCGCCGGCCCACCUCCACCACCAGCACCAGGUCCCGGCUCCCGUGUUCUUCCCCAACGCCGACGGGAACGCGGCGUCCUGGCAGCCGGAGCCACCCUCCGCCGCCGUAGGGGAGGACGUCGGGGAGUUGGAUCCCGAGCCGGGGCUGCUGCACGCGGAGGGAGCAGAUGACGAGGAGGAGCCGGUGUUCGUGCUCACGGACGAGUGGGCGGAGUUCUUCGCCAAAUCCGAUGCCAAGAGGAGACUGGCUAAACAGCAGAAGAAGAACAGGGGCAGGAAGUGAAUGGCUGCGACGCCGAAGAGGCGGCGCAGGAAGAAAGCUCACAGUCAGCACCAGGACGAAAUGACGAAUCAGUGGCCAACAGCCAUCAACACACUCAUCGCUUUAGCCAGAGAGUCAUGAUACACCGUCUUUAGAGUUUCGGGUUUACAUGGUUUGAAUUCUGCCCUGAAUUUGUUGGAACUUCGGAAAAAUAAAAUGCUAUUUGAUUUUGAUCGUGCAAGAUUUUCCUAGCGCGCUACGUCUAGCAUUGUGCGCCCUGUGUUCAAACUUGAAAGUACGGAGUACUCCCUGACAGAUUCUUGUGACGAA
Molecule: messenger RNA, 1028 nt
Organism: Panicum hallii
Lineage: Eukaryota; Viridiplantae; Streptophyta; Magnoliopsida; Poales; Poaceae
Product: forkhead box protein B2-like
Exons: 2
Coding region: 294-719 (141 amino acids)
Source: RefSeq, a predicted model, not a curated record